Molecule: messenger RNA, 1752 nt
Organism: Bipolaris maydis ATCC 48331
Lineage: Eukaryota; Fungi; Ascomycota; Dothideomycetes; Pleosporales; Pleosporaceae
Source: RefSeq, a predicted model, not a curated record
AUGGGACCUUCGCACUCCACUGCUCCUGCCGCUUGGUACACAAACAUGGCUAAGGAUGACUCGGACGACGCAGUAGGUGCCAUCAUAGCAGUCCCACCAUCUCUUGAACCGGACAACUAUAAGCAAGAGCCAGGUUAUCAACAUGGCCUUUAUGCGGACCUUCUGUUUCGACCGAUUGGUUAUGAAAUCCCACCUAUUUUGCCUAUUCAGUAUCGCGAUGAUGGCUUCAGUGAGUUGCACUCUUGGUAUGCCCAGAACCAGCACAGAAUUGUGUCGGAACAAACCCAGAUGCCUCAGGUACAACCAGUAUACAUGCCUUAUACAGGCCUCUAUGCAGUACCUGCCUAUGGCAAUACCCAAAUGCCUCCAUCGCAACGCCCUGAGGCACGACCUCGACUGCACCCAUGUGCCAAUCUCCUGCACUCUUCUCCCGAACAACUAACAUCUCAACUAUCACCUUUUCAGAUGUCCCCGCCCAUCCAGGAGUGGCCAACACACAACUUGAGAAUGGAUGAGACUGCCCGAAAGAAACGAGAAGAGUUCCUACAAAAUGAGGAGGCAAAACGGGCUGAACAGGCACAAAGGAUACAAUCAACACCGUCAAUGCAGUGUGGUGUACCUCCUGCACCUCCUUCUUGUCCUCAAAACAAUGGAAAACGCAAAUCCCGUGAUGAAGAUUUACCGGCGCCGUCUAAUCCUCCGCGACGUUACCGCACCCUUAUUCCAGGCCCUGCACCUAAGGAGCUUCCUCAAUCCUCCUACCCAUGCGGGAGUCAAAAUGGUAUUCAGUCUCAGCCAUCGGGCCCUGGUUCUUCGUACAGUUUCCGUCACUCCGUCUAUGAUCCCAUGCGCGCUGCUAAUGAAGAGAAUCAAUCUUACAGCCCUUCCAUAGGUCAUGGAUCUUCGGCUGCAAGGCUUGGUCUGCAACCCCAAGUGUACGCACCUGCUCCACCACCUCGCCACCCUAUCCCUAUCUCAUCAUUAUCCCAUGUGCAGCGGCCCCCGGAUAAGCCAGCACUGCAUGAUCCCUCACUGAGCGAAGGAACCCGGCAGCGUAUUACAGACAAGUACGAAGCCUAUAAAUGGCCAGUGUGGCAUUAUGAGCUUCGCUCGGGCACCAGGUUCGAUUUUGCCCAAUCAUACAUUGACUACUGCCUUGAGAGAGCCGCUUCUCUUCCACAGAAACCCAAAUGGCACUGUCAUAUAACCACUGGCUUCAUAAAGGGAGGUACCCGAUUCUCUGUUCUCGUACUCCACAACGCCGCGAAUCCAUUCCAAUGGGGCCCGACGGCUGAAACCACAACGACCAUCGGUGUAUACGGACGCUACGCACAUACACACGAGGAGAUACGCUGGACGACCAUCACUCCGUGGCGAGCAGCCCUGUUCAAUGCCAGUUCCGACCUUAUUCUGAAGGAAAAAUGGGACUUUGACAUGCCCAAGGCCAGCGAUCGCCGCUUCCAUCGCGCCUACUGGCUUGCAGCCAACAUGCUCCCACUGAAGGGAUUGCUCAAUCAUUGCAUUCCACAUGAGAAGCCCCAUGAUGCCCUUGAGGAAGGUGAGGCUGAUGAAAAGUUUGAGAUUAAAAAGGAAGAUUUGCAGUGUACGUGGAGUAAUGGGCAGAUGCCAAAGGAACAUUGCGAAAAGGUGUGGCAGAAGAUACUUGAAGAGAUCGAAGGCAAGGAGAUGUCACAGCUGGGAUCGGAUCAUAUUACUGUUGGUAGUACGGAGAGGGAGUACGAGGUGGACUGA